Molecule: messenger RNA, 2054 nt
Organism: Belonocnema kinseyi
Lineage: Eukaryota; Metazoa; Arthropoda; Insecta; Hymenoptera; Cynipidae
Product: zinc finger protein 888-like
Exons: 7
Coding region: 516-1892 (458 amino acids)
Biological process (GO): regulation of transcription by RNA polymerase II
Cellular component (GO): nucleus
Molecular function (GO): protein binding
Source: RefSeq, a predicted model, not a curated record
AACGAGGGCGAUACAACGUGUGCCCCACGUACAUUUAUUAAAUGGCCACCGUCCAAUCGUUCAAUACUUCUUUGUAGUAUCCCUCGAAUAGUGAUAUAUUAUCCUGGUACAGCUUUUAUCACAAGUAAGGUUACUAAGUGUUUGCUUACUCACAAUUUCACUACAAAAAGACUUAAAAGGAGAACUAUGUGAGGCCUUGAGCGUGAAAUGGAGACUGCUGUCCGAAAAUUAUAAUGCCGCAAAGUUUGGGACUUAUCGAUUUGGACAACUGACUCUUAUCUCCCGCAAAACUUCCGGCAGGGCAAGGUCGUGACCAAUAUUGUAAGAGCAACAAACACGGCAAUAAAGCCCUCUAAGAAGGUCCGAUCACUUAGCGCCGCCACUAUGAUAAAAUGAAAAACGGAGUUCCCAAAAACUACUCUUCAGACAUACACACCUUCUCCUCGUAAUCAAUAUCUUCUAAAAGUGUCAAAACAACAUUAACGAAUAUACAGUUCUCAGAAGAUAAUUUGAAGAUGGAGGAAAAAACGUUCAAUUUAACUUGGAAUAACCAUUUGGCAAAUUUGUCAGGAUUAUUUGAGGAACUUUACAAAAGCGGGUUGCUUACAGACGCGACCUUAGCUUGCCAGGAUGGUACACUGAAAGCACAUCGACUCGUUUUAGCAGGAUGUAGUCCUUAUUUUGAAAGAGUUUUUAAACAGCAUUAUGGAGACCAACCCAUUCUUAUUCUAAAAGGUGUGGCUAUACGAGAAAUGGAAUGUCUUUUAGACUUUAUGUAUCGUGGAACCAUUGAUGUAACAGAAGAUCACUUACCCUCGUUGAUAAAGAUUGCAACUGAAUUGGAAAUACGAGGGCUAUCAGCAGAACACCAAAAUGAAACAGCGAAUCCUUACUCUAAAAUGCAAAGGCAUAAUUUAAAGGUGAACGUACAACCACGUUCCUCAGCAGAUAAUUCUUCUGCAACCGUCGAUUUGAGUGCAAGAGACGUGCCCUCUACUCACCACUUUAAAACUGAAGACAUUGAAGUAGAGGACGAUCCUAUGUUCAUAGAUACUCACGAUGAAAAUUUUGAAAAUUCCUUGCCUUCAACUGAGAAACAUAUCAGAAACAAUCCCUCAUCUUCAUGUAAAAGAGAGACGCGAUUCAAAGGCAAGAAACGUGUUGCCGUGGGACGCAUAACAAGAAGUAGUGAUUUUAUAAACACAAGGCCUAAAUCUUCAUGCGUUGAAUCAAUUUCAUCCUUAGGUGAUGUUAAAUUGGAUUCAAGGUUGAAUAGCAGUUGUUCAGAUCCUACAGUUCCAGAAAUUCAAAUGAAUUAUGAUAAUCUACUGCGGAAAAAGAGUGUUGAUUUAUUGACGGAUAUAGAAGAGGAUGUGAAGCCAUUCAAGAAGAAAUUUGAUAUAAUAAAGCGAGGAGAAAUUAACAACAGUAUCGGAAACUCAUUAAAAAUUGAAAAGAAACCGUAUAAGCCUUAUUCUUGUGACCUUUGUACACUGGCUUUCACUAGAGCUUCGCAUCUAGCAAGGCACAGACGAGUUCAUACUGGAGAACGACCAUUUGCUUGCACUUUGUGUCCACGAAUGUUUGCUAGACAAGACAAAUUAAAGCAGCACUUAGAUUCACACCUACAGUGGCCUAGAAAAAGAAAUCUCCAGAAUGAACCGGAAACUAAACUGGUAUCAGUAAAAGGAAAACGCGGUAGACCCCGUAAGGUAACUGUGGAACAGUCAGCGUUUGAAGAAAUAUUGAAAUUUGGUGAAUUUAGUUCAAUGUUAAACAAAUCACAACCCUUAAAUAUAAAAAAUGACAAUGGAUUGGAAGAAUGUGAAACAGCAACUGAUACUGAAGAGAAAGAAAUGUCUACUUCAAAUAAGGUUGAUAACUGUACUUAGGAGUUUGUACAAGAGGAAAAUAUUGUAUAAUCAGAAUAAUAAUGCAAUUUUUACAUAGCUUAAAUUAAUAUUCUAGGCUUGUAAAGAGAACUACAUAUUCUCGUGUAUCCGUCUGAAAAUUAAUUGAUGUUUUUAUCUGAAUAAACAGAAAAUCGAAAAAAA